AUGACCACUACCAUUGAAGCAGUCAACAUCACCACGGAUUACAUACACUAUUCUGUGUAUGAUGAUAAUUACAAUGACUAUGAACCAUGCAGCAAAGAGGGAGUGAGGUACUUUGGUUCUUGGUACCUUCCCACCUUUUACUCGCUAGUGUUCCUGCUUGGCUUGGCAGGAAACCUCCUCGUCGUCUUGGUGCUGUUGAAAUACAAGAGGCUGAGAACCAUGACGGACAUCUACCUGCUCAAUCUUGCCCUCUCCGACUUGCUUUUUGUUUUUGCUCUUCCUUUCUGGGCUUAUUUUGUGGCUGAUAAGUGGGUGUUUGGAGAUAGUUUCUGUAAACUCAUCUCUUGGAUCUACCAGGUUGGCUUUUACAGCGGGAUCUUUUUUAUCAUGCUCAUGAGCAUCGACAGGUAUCUUGCCGUCGUUCACGUUGUGUUUGCUUUGAAAGCCAGAACCGUCCGCUACGGCACUCUUGCUAGCGUUGUCGUAUGGCUAGUUGCCAGCACAGCGGCCGUUCCAGACCUGAUAUUUAGCCAAGCGGUUAAUGAAUAUAACUAUACCAUGUGCAAACCUGUGUACCUGAAGAAUCACACGACAUGGAAACUUUUCAGUGUGUUGGAAACCAACAUUUUAGGCCUUCUUGUGCCAUUCAUAGUCAUGUUUGUUUGCUACACAGAGAUUGUCAAGACCUUGUUGCACUGCAGAAAUAAGAAGAAGAAGAAGGCUGUGAAGAUGAUCUUUGCCGUCAUGAUUGUGUUUUUUGUGUUUUGGACCCCUUAUAACAUUGCACUUUUCCUACAAUGUUUGGUGGAUAUAGGUAUUAUUACAGAAUGUCUAAUAAGCAAAAACCUGGACUAUGCAACACAGGUGACUCAAACACUAGCAUUUUUUCAUUGCUCUCUUAAUCCAGUUAUCUAUUUUUUUAUGGGGCAAAAGUUCAAGAAAUACAUCAAGCUGUUCUUUAAGAACUGUGUCUUUUCAAACACAUUUUUCAAACCUUGUGGAUUCCCUGAUACUUUCCACCCUGAGUCGUCAGGCUCACUCUACACUCAAUCCACAAGUGAUGAAGAGGCCCUCUGAAAAUCCUGAAAUAAUCUCUGGUAGAUUAAUCCCAAACAUAAUAAAGGAACUGACUGAAACUGUAAAAUACUUAAAUGAAAAUCAGACGCCAGGA
Molecule: messenger RNA, 1171 nt
Organism: Elgaria multicarinata webbii
Lineage: Eukaryota; Metazoa; Chordata; Lepidosauria; Squamata; Anguidae
Gene: CCR4
Product: C-C motif chemokine receptor 4
Exons: 1
Coding region: 1-1077 (358 amino acids)
Biological process (GO): positive regulation of cytosolic calcium ion concentration; G protein-coupled receptor signaling pathway; calcium-mediated signaling
Cellular component (GO): external side of plasma membrane; membrane
Molecular function (GO): C-C chemokine binding; C-C chemokine receptor activity
Source: RefSeq, a predicted model, not a curated record